Molecule: messenger RNA, 440 nt
Organism: Racocetra persica
Lineage: Eukaryota; Fungi; Glomeromycota; Glomeromycetes; Diversisporales; Gigasporaceae
Source: the annotation of a GenBank genome assembly
CAAAAGAUUCGUUAGUAAACGCUCAAGAGAAACAAAGUGAUCAAGCUAACAAAAAGCGACGUUAUCUAGAAUUAAAUAAAGGAGAUUUAGUAUUAUUGAAUUUGACAAAUAUAAUUCCACAAAAAAGUACAAAAAGGGCAUCAAAGAAACUUAUCGCAAAAUUCAUAGGACCCUUCAAAAUCGGUCAAAAAAUUUUAGCAGUAAUAUAUCGAUUAAAACUCCCGGAAACACUACGUAUUCACCUAGUUUUUCAUGUAUCUUUAUUAAAACCUUACUACCCUAGUGAGUUUAGAGAUGAAGUAAGAAAAAAACCUCCAGAAAUUGCAACCGAAGGUCCAGAAGAACACGAAGUCAAAGCUAUACUAGACAAGAGAACAUACUACCGUCGCCUACAGUACUUAGUAAAAUGGAAAGGACAUCCACUAUAUGAUGCUACUUGA